This is a messenger RNA of Ilyonectria robusta, 1479 nucleotides long. RefSeq names its product PIG-X. Bases 1 to 1479 code for a protein of 492 amino acids. Gene Ontology annotation, biological process: GPI anchor biosynthetic process; protein processing. The record is from RefSeq and is a predicted model, not a curated record. Gene Ontology annotation, cellular component: glycosylphosphatidylinositol-mannosyltransferase I complex; endoplasmic reticulum membrane. The transcript is spliced from 2 exons. NCBI's taxonomy places the organism in Eukaryota, Fungi, Ascomycota, Sordariomycetes, Hypocreales, Nectriaceae. Gene Ontology annotation, molecular function: mannosyltransferase activity.
AUGCGGGAACGCAUCACCUUUGUCCACGAGGACCCCAACUUCGACCCCGACACCUUGGACCUGCAGGACGCCGGGUUACUGGGUCCUCAGAUUGAGACGGCCAGACAGAACCGGCUCACCAUCAACUUCGACGAGUUGCCCCAGGAGCUGGCCGACUUCCUCAGAGGAUUCGAAGCUCUGCAUGUCAGAUGGGCUAGCCCCCUGCAGUACACGACGCUGGAUCCUUUCAGCGCCCGACUAUCACCUGGCCUCCAUCUAUCCUACUCUCCCUCGCAAUCGCAUGAGAAUGAUUCAACCAAGUUGUGCACCUGGAUGCAGAGAUUUGGGUCUCUGGCAUGUAUGACACCAGAGUCCUUCACAAAAUCCAGCAGAGAUGAUCCCUCAGUGUCUCCAUCCUUCUACUUCUACCAAGCACUAGAGGAUCUGCAAUUAUUUAUAGCAUCAAGCACCCAGGACUUCUGCCCUGAGCUCGACUCUAUUUGCCAGGCUCGAAUCCGUGGCCUCUAUACCGCUGCUGCCCUGGACUUGUCAUUCGACGCCGUGUCAAAAGCCCUUCAGAUCAACGCCUUAUGGCCCGUUCGAGCCCAGACUAUCACGGCCCCUGCCUCUGACGCCCGGAGGACAGAGGUCGGCAUCUUCGUCAGAAACACGCCACCCACUAUCAAGGCCCAUGAGCUCGGGCUCGCGGGCGUCGUGACAGUACUGAAUGACAAGAACAAACCAUCUCCCACCAUAUUCGCAUUCCCUUCCCGUCACCGACACAUCGACGCCGAUUUCACCUCCAGAUUUCUAACCCCCACAGGUCUUCACCCCACCCUCCAAUUGAGUCUGGGCUCCAACCAACCCCCAGAUAAUGAUGCUGAGUGUUCUCCCUUUGCAUAUUUGACUCUCCCAAAGGCCAUCUUCGCAGACCGCUACCAGCUAGCGGAUGAGUUGUUCCUGGCCUCCAAGAACCUCACUGCAUCUCGUUACACGAGUCUACCCGUCGACUUGGAGGCUCCCGCUUAUACAACUGACUCAUGGGGCUCCAGGGUCCUCCUGGAGCUGGCCGCUCCUCCUCCCAAUCAAGACCAGCCUUGGACGGCCGAGGUUCCACUUCACCUCCGAUACCUGGAGCCCUCGUCGACAGGAGAGGUCGAAAUCGAGGUCCCGUAUCCCGCCGUCUUCUGGGCUUGCUCGUCGGAAGUGGAGGACCUGAGCAACCCCUUUGAUCGCGUCCACCUGGGAUUUGAUGAGUUGUUUGAUAAAAAUACCGUCUUCUGGCACAUCACCCCUCAACCGACGAGUGGAAAGCGACUUAUGAGCCCAGUUACUGUCCCCGUACUGAAUGAUCAGGGGGCAGACUACAUUGGGAUAGGCACAACUGUCGCUGUAGCCUUGGGCUUUGCUUGGGUAUUAUGGAAACUUGUCGGCGCCAUGAUGAGAUCGGAAAGCCAGCGGCCUUCCAACCUAAGCGAGGCUACCAAGAAGAAGCAGUGA